Neodiprion virginianus is the source of this 472-nucleotide messenger RNA. Its product is annotated as cuticle protein 16.5-like. Lineage: Eukaryota; Metazoa; Arthropoda; Insecta; Hymenoptera; Diprionidae. The transcript is spliced from 2 exons. Bases 75 to 362 code for a protein of 95 amino acids. The record is from RefSeq and is a predicted model, not a curated record.
CUUUUCGUCAAACCGAGUCUUGCACAGUCAGCUCAUUGCUUGCAAAGACCAGCUCCAACCCCAAACAAACAAUCAUGUUCAAGCUGUGCAUUCUUCUCGCUGUCGUGGCCAGCGCACUCACCGCACCCGCACCAGCACCCGGCCUCGUCGCCGCACCAUUAGCCGCAGUUCCGGCUCCGUAUGUGACCGCCGCCAGCAGCCAGGUCAUCGCCAGGAACUACAACACCUUGGCCGCCGCUCCUCUCGCCGCUUACACCGCCCCCCUCGCCUACUCCGCGCCCCUGGCUGCACCCCUGGCUUACAGCACCCACGCUGUAGCUCCGGCACUUUCGGCUUACGCGGCCGCCCCCGUGUUCUACUGAGUGCUGAACAUCAGUAACCGACGGCUAAGAACGGCGAGGAAUCCAGCCUCGAUCCGUGAUUUUGACUUUUAAGAUGAAAUCGAAUAAUAAAAUGGUUGCGUAAACUGAAA